Messenger RNA from Rhodamnia argentea, 2329 nucleotides. Its product is annotated as cysteine-rich receptor-like protein kinase 44. Bases 34 to 2019 code for a protein of 661 amino acids. The transcript is spliced from 7 exons. Gene Ontology annotation, molecular function: ATP binding; protein kinase activity. The record is from RefSeq and is a predicted model, not a curated record. Lineage: Eukaryota; Viridiplantae; Streptophyta; Magnoliopsida; Myrtales; Myrtaceae. Gene Ontology annotation, biological process: protein phosphorylation.
CGAAAGUCCCAAAAGAAACGAAGGAAAAAAAAAAUGGAUCCUCCAAAUCUCGCUCUCUUGCUUCUUCUCAUGCUUGCUUCCACCAUAAACGCCCAAUUUUUCCCAAAGCCCUACUGUGGUUCGACCGGCAACUUCACCGCCGACAGCACUUACCAAGCCGCCCUCACCACCCUCCUCUCCUCCAUCUCCACCACCAAGUCCUUGUCCCUCACCUACGGCUUCUUCAAUGCCUCCUCCGCCGUCUCCGGCACCUCCCAAACCCUCUACGUCAUUGGCUCCUGCCACGGCGACCUCACCGCCGAGAGCUGCCGCACCUGCCUUGAUGCCUCGGCCUCCGACAUCCGCCGCCUCUGCCCCCUCCAGAAGCAAGCGGUCCUCUACAGCAAGAACUGCACCGUCCGGUACUCUAAUGCCUCGAUCUUCAGCACAGUCACAACCGACCCUGGCUACCAGUUGUCCAACGUGAACGAUGUCACGAGCCCGGACACGUACAACACGGCACUAAGGAGCCUGCUGGAUGGUCUGCAAGCCGAGGCGGCAGGCGGCGGCUCGCUGAGGAAGUACGCAACGGGGGACGCAUCGGUGGGUUUAUACAGGAUCUAUGCGAUGGAGCAGUGCACGCCGGACUUGACAGAGAAGAACUGCAACAACUGCCUGGCGACAGUUUUCCAGAGGCUUGUGCUUUGCUGUGUCGGGAAGAUGGGAGUGAAUAUCAUGGCUCCGAGUUGCCGGAUACGGUAUGAGACCAAUGAUCAGUUCUUCGACCCGGUUGGUGAGCCACUUCCACCGCCGCCGCCCGCUGCGCCCCCACGGGAGGCAGAUGCGCCCCCUUCACCACCAGGUGGAAAGAGCAAUUCGACGAGGACUGUGAUCAUUGCAGUCGCAACAAGUGUUUCUGCAAUACUCCUUGUAGGCUUCGUCGUACUCCUGAUAGUGAAAAGGAAGAAGCAGCAGCCCAGACAAAGAGUUGACGGUGAAGUUGAGGAUGAAAUUAGCACGGCAGAGUCGCUGCAAUUUGAUUUCGCUACUAUCAGAGCGGCCACGGAUAACUUCUCUAAUACCAAGAAGCUUGGACAAGGUGGUUUUGGUGCUGUUUAUAUGGGUCAGCUCUCCAAUGGACAGGAAAUCGCGGUGAAACGGCUGUCACGGAAUUCCGACCAAGGAGAAGUAGAAUUUAAGAACGAGGUGAUGUUACUAGCUAAGCUACAACAUAGGAACUUGGUUAGGCUCCUAGGUUUCUGUCUAGAAGGAGUUGAAAGGCUUCUCAUUUACGAGUUUGUGCCUAAUUCGAGCCUCGAUCAGUUCAUAUUUGAUUCCUUGAAGCGUGCAAAUCUCGAUUGGGAUAGGCGUCACAAGAUAAUAAUGGGUGUUGCUCGAGGGCUGCUUUACCUACAUGAAGACUCUCGACUUCGGAUCAUCCAUCGGGACCUCAAAGCCAGCAACAUUUUGUUGGACUUGGAUAUGAAUCCUAAGAUAUCGGAUUUCGGUAUGGCAAGGCUGUUUGAGAUGGACCAAACUCAGGCUGAGACAAACCGGAUCGUAGGGACCUAUGGAUAUAUGGCGCCAGAGUAUGCGAUGCACGGAAACUUUUCGGUCAAGUCUGAUGUCUUCAGUUUCGGAGUGCUCGCUUUGGAGAUUGUGAGUGGUCAGAGGAACAAUCUUUUCCGCAUAGGCGAUGACACGGAGGCCCUUAUAAGCUAUGUCUGGAAGAGUUGGAGGGAUGGAACAAUAUCAAACAUCAUCGAUUCCUCUUUAACUUCUGUUUCAAGUACCGAAAUUGCAAGGUGCAUCCACAUUGGUCUACUAUGUGUCCAAGAAAACAUGGCUAACCGGCCAACGAUGGCCUCGGUCCUUCUGAUGCUUAACAGCCACUCGGUCACUCUCCAAGUGCCGUCGCGACCUGCAUUCUUCAUCCACAGGGGCGCUGAAUCAGAUAUGUCAUCUACGCACGAUUAUAGUUCGAGGGUAUCUAGGGUCUCAAAAAAUGAGGUCUCUCUGACCGAGCCAUGUCCUCGGUAGCCUUGAAAAAUGGGAGAUCGGCAUGCGCUGCGCACUAAUUUUUGUGUUAUGUCAUGGUUUUCAGAUCAUCAAAAUGACAUUCUCAUGAUUUAAUUCUUCCUCUAGAUUACUGGGGAGUUAUAUGGCUUCGUUGGCCUGGAAUUUAAUCCAGACUCAUAGACUGUUGGAAGUGAAAGAUACUCUCAAAAGGUCAUGCCUUACUCUACUUGUGUAAAGACAUGAAUAGCUAGAACAACUUGCUAAUACAAAAUUCAAUAGGUAUGAUAAAAGACAUGAGGAUUCAUGCCAUCUGCAGCUAACCUAUAUCAAA